Messenger RNA from Penicillium longicatenatum, 1485 nucleotides. RefSeq lists its product as uncharacterized. Gene Ontology annotation, cellular component: membrane. The record is from RefSeq and is a predicted model, not a curated record. Bases 1 to 1485 code for a protein of 494 amino acids. Gene Ontology annotation, biological process: transmembrane transport. NCBI's taxonomy places the organism in Eukaryota, Fungi, Ascomycota, Eurotiomycetes, Eurotiales, Aspergillaceae. Gene Ontology annotation, molecular function: transmembrane transporter activity. The transcript is spliced from 6 exons.
AUGGAGGAAGGUGAAGAUGCAAUCGCAGGUGACUACAUCGACCUGGCAAUGACAGAGAAGGCCUUGGAUAUACUCGUAAAGAGAGGUAUGACCUUUGACCCUAAUUCGCCGGAAGCGAAGCGAGUCAGAUGGAAAAUCGAUAAGCGAAUAAUGCCUAUGAUAUUUGCGAUAUACUGUCUUCAGCUUAUGGACAAGAACAGCCUUUCCUAUGCUGCGAUCAUGGGCAUCAAGGAAGACGCCAAUCUGACCUCUAGUCAAUACUCGUGGCUGGGAUCACUGGUUUAUUUUGGCUAUCUUGGAGGCGACAUACCUGCUACAUACCUUAUGCAGCGUGUUUCUUUGUCCAAAUAUCUAUCCAUCAUGUGUAUGAUAUGGGGAGUCAUUGUGGCAUUGCACGCAGUGUGCCGCGACUUUUCUAGCCUAGCUGCGGUCCGAUUUUUCUUGGGUGCCAUUGAAGUCUCAACGGUACCAGUCGCCAUUUACAUCACUGGUGCAUUCUAUACCAAGGAAGAACAAGUUACGCGGGUCGCAUUAUGGUACACUACCUCUGGAUGGGCCGCAGUAUUCAGUGGUUUUAUUUCAUGGGUUAUGUAUCACGCAAGCAGCUUCAGGUGGCAGGGCAUUUUUGUUCUAUAUGGAUCCAUGACUUUUGUCACAGGCAUUUUUUUAUUUUUCUUCCUUGCUGCUUCUCCAACCAAUGCCAGGUGGCUGACCGAGGAGGAGAAAAGAAUCGCUCUUGACCGAGUGCGGUGUAAUAAGACCGGUACCGAGGUCUGGCAGUUCAGCUGGCCACAGUUGAGGGAGGCUCUAUUAGAUAUUCGAUUAUAUCUGAUGUUUUUCAUGUUGGUGGCAACUGGAAUGCCGAACGGUGGAUUGACUGCCUUUGGACCAACAAUUGUGUCAGGAUUUGGAUAUGAUGUACCUACCUCACAGCUUUUGGGCAUGGGGUCUGGCGCGUCUCAAGUAGCCGGUACAUUCCUCGCUCUCUUUGUGGCUAAAUACACCAGCCGUACCUUUGCUGGUAUAUUCACACUGCUCCUCGCAUCUGUGGGUGGUGCUAUGAUGCUUGGUAUUCCCAGCGACAAUAACGGUGCUCGCUAUGGUGGAUAUAUCUUGGUUUACCAGUUCCCGAUUUGCAUUCUCUUCAUCAUUACUUUCAUGACCUCUGGGUUGGCUGGUAGCACCAAGAAGUUUGCUUUUGGCUGUGUCUAUCAACUGGGCUAUGCGGUUGGCAAUAUCAUUGGCCCUCAGACAUACCGAGCUAAGGACGCGCCCAAUUACUAUCCUGCAAAAUACACCAUGCUUGCAUUUUUUAUUGUGACAGCGAUUCUAAUCGGCAUCUAUGGGGGUCUUCAUUACACCUGGAAUAAGAAAAGGGAGAAUCGGGAGCAUUUGCAACUAGAAGGUGCAACUGAAGGCGUUGAGAAUCAAGACCUCAUGGACAUGACCGAUUUUGAGUUGAAGUCUUUCCGAUAUCCAAUAUAA